GGAACUACAACGACCGGCGUGCUGUGCGGCUAACCCGUUUGACCCUCAACCCGACGCGUGCGGUGUGCUCCCGCCUCCUGAGUUCUACUCGCGCUGUGUGUGUCCGCCGCGCGCUCCAGCUACUAGUUCCCGUGCCGAGGGGAGACCGCCGAGCGUCAAGAUGUCGGGUGACGAUGAACAGCAGGAGCAGACCAUCGCCGAGGACCUGGUGGUCACCAAAUACAAGAUGGGGGGCGACAUCGCCAACAGGGUUCUGCGUACACUUGUGGAGGCAGCUACCCCAGAGGCUUCCAUCCUAAGUCUCUGUGAAAAGGGGGAUGCUAUGAUAAUGGAGGAAACUGGCAAAAUUUUCAAAAAGGAGAAGGAAAUGAAAAAAGGCAUUGCCUUUCCAACCAGUAUAUCGGUUAAUAACUGUGUGUGCCACUUCUCCCCUCUGAAGAGUGACCAAGAUUACCUACUGAAGAAUGGUGAUCUAGUGAAGAUUGACUUGGGAGUUCAUGUAGAUGGCUUCAUUGCUAAUGUUGCCCACAGCUUUGUCGUUGGUGCCUCCAAGGAGUCUACAGUUACUGGUCGUAAAGCAGAUGUUGUUAAAGCCGCUCACCUUUGUGCAGAAGCUGCUCUCCGCCUGGUAAAGCCAGGAAAUCAGAACACACAAGUAACUGAAGCGUGGAACAAGAUUGCUCCUUCUUUUAACUGUAAUCCAAUUGAAGGGAUGCUUUCUCAUCAGUUAAAACAGCAUGUUAUUGAUGGAGAGAAGACUAUUAUCCAAAACCCUACUGACCAGCAAAAGAAGGACCAUGAAAAAGCAGAGUUUGAAGUUCAUGAAGUUUAUGCUAUUGAUGUUCUUAUUAGCACUGGGGAAGGAAAGGCGAAGGAUGCUGGGCAGAGGACAACAAUUUACAAAAGGGAUCCAACUAAGCAGUACGGACUGAAGAUGAAAACCUCUCGUGCCUUUUUCAGUGAAGUUGAGAGACGUUUUGGUGCCAUGCCAUUCACUCUUAGGGCGUUUGAAGAUGAAAAGAAGGCAAGAAUGGGUGUGGUGGAAUGUGCAAAGCAUGAAUUGCUCCAACCUUUCAAUGUACUCUAUGAAAAGGAAGGUGAACACGUUGCACAGUUUAAGUUUACAGUUCUGUUGAUGCCUAAUGGCCCCAUGAGAAUAACAAGUGGUCCCUUUGAGCCAGAUUGGUACAAGUCUGAGUUUGAGGUGCAGGAUACGGAGUUGAAGGCACUUCUGCAAAGUUCAGCUAGCCGAAAGACCCAGAAAAAGAAGAAAAAGAAGGCUUCAAAGAAUGCAGAACAAGCCACUGCUGAAGAUAAUGAAGGCACAGAGUGAGGAAAUCCUAGUCCUGAAAGUGUUUGACUUCGACCUGCCAGUUUAUUUUUUAGUACCUGCGUUAUUUUUGCCUCUCCCCUCUCCCAACAAAAUGAAUUGAAACUGAAAUAAAGGGCUUUGUUGGUGAUCUAACAGAGUUCUAGCGGAUCCAGGCCUCCCCCAUCCUCUUUGGAUACAAACAUGGACGUUGAGGGAAAGACCUCUUUGGAAUUCACACCAGACUACUUUACCAAAAGAAAAUAUAUAUAAA
Molecule: messenger RNA, 1583 nt
Organism: Nanorana parkeri
Lineage: Eukaryota; Metazoa; Chordata; Amphibia; Anura; Dicroglossidae
Gene: PA2G4
Product: proliferation-associated 2G4
Exons: 13
Coding region: 161-1333 (390 amino acids)
Source: RefSeq, a predicted model, not a curated record